AUGAAUAAUGAAUCCUAAUCAUAUGCAUCAUAUUCACGCAAUUAGAACAAAGAUCCUCAAUAAUAAAGUUACCAUUCAGCAACUUUUCAAACUCUACAAACAUCAUAACGAAAUUACAUUUUAGAACAGAGUUAAAAUGUGAAUGAUGAAGAAAAACGAUUAUUGCAAAAACGAAUUGAUGAUUUAGAAUUUCAAUUAAAAAACCUUUCACAAAAACCUGUCCUUUAUGAAUAAGAAAUAGCCAGAUCAACAAUCUAGAGAGAAGCACUUCAAACUGAUUUUGGUAGUGCGAAUUAAACAAUUAGAUAAUUGCAAUCCAAAAUAUCAGAUUUAGAAGUUUCUAGUUAAAUUCGAUUGUCUUAAUAGAAUGAGGCUAGCAAACGAUAGAUUCUUGAUUUAGAAGAUAGAUUACAGAAAUUAUAAAUCUAAUGUGAUUCUUAGGUUAUCCAAAUAAAUUAAUUGUAAAGAGACAAACUCAGUUUGGCAUCAUAAUGUUAAGGUUUGUAAGAUCAAAUUGGAAGUUCUAAAUUGAAUUAUAAAUAGGAAAUAUCUGAAGGAGAAUUAAGAUACACAAAAGAAAGUUAAAGGUUAUCAUUGGUUGUAAAUGAAAAAUAAGUAAAUAUUCAAUAAUUGGAAUUGAGAUUCUAAUAAUUAAGUGAUCAAUAUCAAAAUUUAUAAAGGAAAUACGAUUAAGAUAUUUCGUCAUUGAAAGUUUAAUGUAAUGAUACUGAAGAUAGAUAUAGAAGAUUGCAAUAAUAAUUCGAUUAAUAAACUAUUCUGGUUAAUACAAUUAAUUAGGAAAAGUAAAACUUAACAGUUUAAUUGGAUAAAUUGUAAUCAGAAUCUAAUACAAAUAUAUAUAAUUAUCAAUCUACAAUUAAAACUAAUGAAUCUAAAAUUAUUAGAGAUUAAUAAUAAUUUUAAGCUUAAUUAAAUGAAAAGAUUUAAUUGAUUAAUGAGUUGGAAAAAAAGAAUAGAUAAUAAUUAGAUUAAUUCUUUUCUUUGUAAUAAUUGUAUGAUAAGGACACAUAAGCUAUGAAUAAUAGGAUACAAGAUCUUGAAGAUAAAUUAACCAAAUUAUCUAGAUCAUUUGAUUAAUAGACAAAUGAACUUAAUUAGGUUUAUUCUGAUAAAGAAAGAUUUGAAAGAUAAUAUUUAAAAUUAUAAGAUGAGAUUAAUACUUAAAAGUUGAGAUACAAUCAAGAAAUAACUAAAACAGAUGAAUUAUCUUAAAAAGAAAGAUCUUGGUUUUAAGUUUAAUUGAAUGAUAGAUAAUAAACUAUCACAGAACUUGAAUUAAAAGUUAAAUAAUUGGGUGAACAAUUACAAACAAUUUAAAGGAGAACUGAUAGUGAUGUUUUGAUAUUCUAAAAAUAAAUUACAGAAUUAUCAGAUAGAUUAAGAUAUCAACAAGAAUAGUUAGAUUUAAAGAAUAAUCAAUUUAAUUAAUUAAAUAAGGAAAAGUGUUUAAUUACAAAUCAAUUUGAAUAAUUGCAAUAAGAAUUUAAUGACUACAAGCGAAUUUAUGAGAAUGAUGUAUCUAAAUUGAAUAGAGACAAUCAAAGAAUCACCAGUAGUGUACAUGAUAAAACCUAAUCUUAUAUAUAAUUAGAAGGAAAGUAUCAAUUGUUGAAUGAAGAAUUUUAAGCAUUACAAGUAAGAUUUGAAAAAGAAACAAAUAAUUAUACAAUGAGAAUGAAAGAGUUAGAAGAAGAUUUAUCCAUAAUGAUAGAAAAUUAUAAACGAGAAUAGAGUGUAAUUAAAAAUUAUAUAUUUUUAGAUUAAUAGAGAUUGGGAAUAAUAAGUGAUUCGAUUAAAAUAGUAAAUUAAAUAUUCAGUUGAUGAAACUAGAAUCUCAACAGAGAGAACUUUAAUUGAGAAGUAUGAAAGUUUAACGAGUGAAUAAAAAUAAGAAUUUGAUAUCAUAUUUAAUAAAUUGAAUUAGGAUAAAAAUGAAUUAAGAUUAUAAUUAAAUUAAAAAGUAGAUUAAAUAAGAGCAUUAGAAAAUCAAGUUACAUAAUUGAAUUUAUAAAAUACAAAAAAUUAGACAUUAAUUGCAGAACUAGAAUCAGCUAAUCAAUCAUUAAAGUAUUAAAUCAAUGAAUAAGAAUCAAAAAUUAAAACUUUAAUAUUAUAGGAGUUUGAUUCUUUAGUAAUUAAUUUAAUUUUAUAUUUUAGAGAGAUAAAUCAGCAGAUUAGAUGAUUAGGAAUUUAAUGGCAGAAAUAAAGGCAUUACAAAACAAAUUAAAAAAGUAUGAAGUUUAUGUUAAGAAUAUUGAUGAAUAAAAGCUUUAAGAAUAAUUUUAAAAUGAAGCAAAUCUUGGUAGAAGUAGUUAUGUAGUUGAAUAAAGAAUAACUACAGGAAGUGUAAUAGGAUAAGGAAGUGUAAUAGGUUAAAGAAGUGUAAUUGGUUAAGAUAGUAAUCUUUAGAAUAAUAAUAAUGGUAAGAUAUAAUAAUUAGAGAGUACUCUAAAACUUUAUUAGUAGAGGGAGAAAGAGUUAGUGAAUUAGGUUAAUUAAAUGAGUUCAUAAUUAAAUUAAUAAGGAACUAGUUCUUAAAGAAAUUCAUAUAUGAAUAUUCAAAACAAUGAUAAUGGAUUAACUUAAUUAAAUGAAAAGAUAAAAAGUUAAGAGAGGGAAAUCUUUGAAUUGAAAUCAAGAAUCUAAACAUCUUCAUAAAUUUCAUAAACAAGAGUUGAUACCAGAUUCGAAUAAUCAUAAUUGGAGGAAAAGAAUAGAAGAAUUAUUGAAUUAGAAAAUAAGUGUGCUCUUUUAGCUAAUGAGAAUUCAAGAUUGAAUUUAAUGAGAGUAAAUUAUUAUAUUUAAUUGUAGAGUAAAGUACUCUCUGGUUAAUAAAAUCAACCUUAUGAAUCUUAAAGCAAUAAUGGAUCGCAAAGAUAUUAUUAAUGA
This is a messenger RNA of Paramecium sonneborni, 2910 nucleotides long. The record is from the annotation of a GenBank genome assembly. Lineage: Eukaryota; Ciliophora; Oligohymenophorea; Peniculida; Parameciidae.